CUUUCAUGGGUAAUAUUUAAUGCCAUAUUUGCAAUGUUAUUUGGUGGACUUCAUCAAGCAGGAAUUAUACCAGUAAUUCAAAGACUACAGCAUGAAGCGAUUGGAUUCAGGAAUUGUGAGGAAUACGAAGGAUACGUUCGUUGUGAUAUUGGUAAAAGGAUUAUUAGACCAGGCACAAGUGUGCAAGUUAACAUUCAUGAUCUAUCUGGUCGACCAAUCAGAAUUUUAGAAACUUUGUUGCUGAAACAAGUUAGCCCCAAAAAACAAUUAAUUACUCCUUAUUUGAGACAUAUUUAUUUUCAACAACGUUUCGAUGGUAAUAUUACCCUAAGACAAUAUGAAAGAACGUUGUUAGUAACGCCUUCAACGACAGACUUGUCAAUAUUUGAAGAGCCAAACCCAGAAACCAAGAAAAUUGAAUUGGUAUUGGUUGAUAAAUAUUGGCCUCAUUUGAAUUUUGAUUAUUUUGAUAGAGUUUUUAGAUCUGGAAUGUAUUUAAAUGUUUAUGCUGUUGUUCAAGGAUGA
Racocetra persica is the source of this 525-nucleotide messenger RNA. The record is from the annotation of a GenBank genome assembly. NCBI's taxonomy places the organism in Eukaryota, Fungi, Glomeromycota, Glomeromycetes, Diversisporales, Gigasporaceae.